Messenger RNA from Didymodactylos carnosus, 1095 nucleotides. The record is from the annotation of a GenBank genome assembly. NCBI's taxonomy places the organism in Eukaryota, Metazoa, Rotifera, Eurotatoria, Philodinida, Philodinidae.
AUGAUAUCUGACUUUAUGCGACAGCGUUUAAUGCUUGCAAAUAUUGAUACAAUCGAUGUACUACACAGCAAUAAAGCCGGUGCAGCAGACCAUAAAAUUAUGUUGGAUCUCGCUCGACAUCAACUAACACAUAAGCGAGGAGACACCGUUACGAAUAUACCCAUUGAUUUCGUCCGUACAUUGAGUGAUCUACGUAAACAUGCUGGAUUUUAUGUAAUCCUUGUUUACAAUGCACUAGCACGAAAAGAACUCAGAGCAACUGUCAAUGCAGAUUACCCCUGGUCACAAUUUACACAAAUGGGUAACGAUCCACGUCGUCAAUCAAAUUCAGUGUCAUACAGAAAUCAGGGGGCACCACGUCCAUUAAUGAAUGGGAUUCGUCAGCCAUCGAGAGAUCAAUCCAAUUUCGACAAUGGACAGAACGCAGUGUCCAACAAAUUGAAUGCAACUGACGGAGAAAAUCAACGAGAUUCGUCUCACACUACUCCGUCAACGUCGGCUCGUUCCAGUCCACAGCUCCAACGUCCGAAUCUACAUGCUGACUGGUUACUUAAGCGUACUUAUAUUUGCCCAUUUUGUUCCUCCAGAUGUUCGACUGAUGAACAAAUUAGACAACAUCAAACAAACAGAGAUCACCUGUUCCGUUGUCCAUUAUGUGGUGAUCGAUUUCAUACAACUGCUGAACUGCUAGAACAUCAAACUGCUAGAAAUCAUACGAGUAAUGAUGUUUCUGCAAAUCAUUUGUUCGAAAGUCCAGAUCCGGUAGUCCUACAACUACAACAACGCACAAAACCACCUUCUGACUCGUUACCUGUUCGAAAUCAUAUUUGUCCAAAAUGUUCAUGCAAAUUUCCGAACAAUGAAGAACUUAGACGACAUCAAAAAAACAAGGGUCAUCUCUUCCAUUGUCCGUUAUGUUCAGAUUGCUUUCCCACAACUGUUGCAUUACAGCAACAUCAAAAUGCUAAACAACAUAAGAGAACAAUCACGACCUCACCUCUUCACGCUAAUCCACCAGCUUCAGCCGCCGAUAAUCCUAACUCGGCUGACCGACGGACAGCCGAACUCAAGAUUCAAGAUUUGAUUCAACUUUAA